UCCGGGCCAGUGAGGCGCGGGGGGCGGUGACUGCUGCUGGGCUUGCGGGGACCGCCGCCCGGCUCGCCCGAGCUCGCCCGCUGCUCGCCAGCCUGCAGAAGGGGGAAUUCGAACGCUUCCGCAGCUGGCUGCUCAGUGGCCUCGUGUCAAGUUGCCCCACUGCGACUGGCCUUCCUAACACAGACACGUCCUCUCUUUUUAAUACUUUCAAAGAAACAAUAACCUUCAAGCUGGCGGGAGCAAUGGUUCACUUAAAGAAAGGCGAGCUGACCCAGGAAGAAAAGGCGCUUCUGGAAGUAAUCGGGAAAGGUACUGUCCAAGAAGCUGGAACACUAUUAGCCAGCAAAAAUGUUCGUGUCAACUGUUUGGAUGAGAAUGGAAUGACUCCUCUAAUGCAUGCUGCUUUUAAAGGAAAACUUGAAAUGUGCAAAUUACUUUUGAGACACGGAGCUGAUGUAAAUUGUCAUCAACAUGAACAUGGAUACACAGCUCUCAUGUUUGCUGCGCUUUCUGGUAAUAAAGACAUCACGUGGGUAAUGUUGGAAGCUGGUGCUGAGACAGAUGUUGUUAACUCUGUAGGAAGAACAGCAGCUCAGAUGGCAGCCUUUGUUGGUCAACACGAUUGUGUGACUAUAAUCAACAAUUUCUUUCCUCGAGAGAGACUGGAUUAUUACACUAAAACCCAGGGACUGGACAAAGAGCCAAAACUGGCCCCAAAGUUGGCAGGCCCUCUGCAUAAAAUUAUCACCACGACAAAUCUUCAUCCUGUCAAGAUUGUGAUGCUUGUAAAUGAGAAUCCUCUGCUGGCAGAUGAAGCAGCUCUGAACAAAUGCUACAAGGUGAUGGAUUUGAUUUGUGAGAAAUGUAUGAAGCAGAGAGACAUGAAUGAAGUAUUGGCUAUGAAAAUGCAUUACAUCAGCUGUAUCUUUCAGAAAUGUAUUAGCUUCUUAAAAGAUGGAGAGAAUAAACUGGACACUCUCAUCAAAAGUUUGUUAAAAGGCCGACCUUCUGAUGGCUUUCCAGUAUAUCAAGAAAAGAUCAUUAGAGAAAGUAUCCGAAAAUUUCCUUACUGUGAAGCUACUCUCCUCCAGCAGCUGGUGCGAAGCAUUGCUCCUGUUGAAAUUGGUUCUGAUCCUACUGCUUUCUCAGUACUUACCCAAGCCAUCACUGGGCAAGUGGGUUUCGUGGAUGUGGAAUUUUGCACUACCUGUGGAGAAAAGGGAGCAAGUAAGAGAUGCUCAGUGUGCAAAAUGGUGAUAUAUUGUGAUCAAACCUGCCAGAAAACACACUGGUUUGCACAUAAGAAAAUAUGUAAGAAUCUAAAGGACAUUUAUGAGAAACAACAGCUGGAAGCUGCCAAAGAAAAGAGUGAAGAGGAAAACAAUGGCAAGCUUGAUGUCAAUUUGAAUUGCGUUCCUGAAGAACAUGCAGAGGCUGAAACGGGAAUCUCCCAAAAGGAUUGCGAACCGAAAGGCUCCGUGGAAGGGGAGAAGGAAUCUCUUCAGAGUGCUGCUGGGCUGGAAGACUUACAGGACGUGCCUGCAGGUCCACAGGUAUCUGAGGAAUAAAAGCCAGAGCAAGUGCCAGCGUGUAUGGUCCUCACCCUGGCAGGUAGCUGGAAAACUCCUGUGACUGUGUCCUCCUUUCCGCAUGGCAGCUGCAUGGCACCAUGACAAGAUUCCACAUUCUGUAGAAUAGAUGCUUUCAAGCAAAGCUCUGUUUACCAUGCCCUAAUUUCCUAGUGACCUCUAUUCUAUAAGUGCACAGAUAUCCCAAGGGAAACAUUUUUAUUUCAAAAUGUAGGAGAAAAACUUCUAUUCCCUUUUUAAAUCCAGCUUUCUAGCUAUUGUUCUCAAAGGAAAAUACAUUCCCUUAAAGAAGAACUAUAGGCUCUAUGGAACAAAGGGGCCAGCAGAAUAGGUAUAGGAGAGAGGAGAUUUUCAGAAAGAAAAAUUUUAUAGCCACUGAGAUGGGUAAUUAAAAGAAUCAUAACUUAUAUGUGAAUAAAAUGCAUAUAAAUAGCAUUUAUAGUAUGAGGUUCUGCUUACUAAGAUGCAGUGAAAUGAAGAAAAGUUGUAUGGUAAAGGAUCUUUGCCAUAGUUCAGCUAAUUGUAGUUUUACAUAGAAAUUAUUCCGAGUAGUCUGAACUUUAUAUAGUUCCUGCAGUGACGUUUUAGCUACAGUGUUUGUACCUUCAGAACUCUCCAAUCUCCCCACAGGGACUAAGGCAUAGCCACAGUGACCUCAGCAUGUGCAUUAAGAAAGAUGUCUCAUGAAAUUUUUUAUUAAAUGAUGGCUGAACAUACUGUGUCCACAAUUAUUAUAAAACCAACUCAUGUGCCAUAUUCCACUUGAAAGGCUUUUAUCUUCCCAUAAGCUUUUCAUGUGUUGCUUCCUAUCUAGAAACUGAUUUAUAGUUGCCACUUGUAGAAUGUCCUGGCGUCCAUUUUUAGUGUAUGCAGUACUGACACAGAGCUCGACUGUGAUAGCUGACCAUGGUGGUGUGUUUUGGUUUCUUGUGUUGAUUGUAAAAUAAACUGUGCCUACGAAUGUAAACCAACUACCACCUUGUUUCACAGUUGAUUGCUCUGAGGGGGUGGCGAAUAUUAGAGAAAGAUUAGACAACUUGAGAAAUUUUAGGAGACUUAGCAAAUAUUGGAGAACAAAAUAAUAUUUUUAGUAUGUACAAUCAAAAAUCAAAAUGACUGGAAUUCUCACCUCAUGUACACACAUUCCUUGAUCUUCUGGUUCUUCUCUUCCUUACACUCAACUGCUUUCAUUUCAUCCCCAACACCUGUGUCUUCUGCACACCCUAUACCAAACUCCAGUUAGACUUCAUGCGAGUAAAUUCAGUGUUGGGGUUUGCUGGAUAGGAAUUCAGCAGACAGCUUUUACCUGAACUUAUCAUGCCUUCUCUCAUGGAGGCAUCUCAUCUACACACUGAUAAACAUUCCUCCUUGGCUAGUAAAAUAUCCUUCCAGGCAGUCCUCUCCCACAGAUAUGUUUUUUAAUUGAGUUCAUAGAUUUUUAGGUUUUUUUUGUGUUUGUAUUACCAUCAUUCUGUAUUAUCAUUAUGGUGCCUGUUUUUGGAUCCCAUGAAGAAUUGUGAAGAAGCAGAAGAAAAUAGGAAAAUUGAGAGAUGUGGCAAUGUAGAGGUCAUUUCUCCUUCUUUGAAAUGAAUGCUAAUUUGAGUUGAAACUCUAACAGAGCUAUAACUGGCAUAAACAGUAACUCUCACUGGACAAAAAUUGUUGAUAUCACAAUUUUCCAUGGAUGUAUUUCAGAGAAGAGGUGGUCAGAAGAAAGUGGAGUUGGUUCUAAUUAUAAUUUCUUCCUUUGUCAUAAAUAAUCUAAAAUAGAAGUUUCCAUUGUAACAUCAAAA
Manis javanica (Malayan pangolin) is the source of this 3382-nucleotide messenger RNA. The record is from RefSeq and is a predicted model, not a curated record. NCBI's taxonomy places the organism in Eukaryota, Metazoa, Chordata, Mammalia, Pholidota, Manidae.